CGCUCUCUGUCUAAUCUGAACCGCCCUUCUCCUCCGCCUCUUCCACGGGAACUCCAAAGGGAGUUUGAGGAACUUCAGCGCCAGGCCCAAGCACCUCUUUCUUCGGGUACUCCGUUGUCUGAUGUGGAAGCAGAACUGGCAAUGCACCCCGAUGCGCGGAAACCCGUGAAACCGGCCUUCGAAGGAGACGUGAAUCCAGUGACAGGAGAGCAAGGUGGCCCCAAGCAGGAACCCGUCAAACAGUGGGGAACGGAAGACGGCGGGGAUUGGAGCUUCAAGGGUCGUGUGUCAGACUUUUGA
Desarmillaria tabescens is the source of this 300-nucleotide messenger RNA. RefSeq lists its product as uncharacterized. Lineage: Eukaryota; Fungi; Basidiomycota; Agaricomycetes; Agaricales; Physalacriaceae. The transcript has a single exon. The record is from RefSeq and is a predicted model, not a curated record. Gene Ontology annotation, biological process: mitochondrial respiratory chain complex II assembly. The annotation marks the transcript as partial. Gene Ontology annotation, cellular component: mitochondrion.